This is a messenger RNA of Tricharina praecox, 1586 nucleotides long. Its product is annotated as D-isomer specific 2-hydroxyacid dehydrogenase. The transcript has 3 exons. The record is from RefSeq and is a predicted model, not a curated record. The coding region runs from base 100 to 1308 and encodes 402 amino acids. Lineage: Eukaryota; Fungi; Ascomycota; Pezizomycetes; Pezizales; Pyronemataceae. Gene Ontology annotation, molecular function: formate dehydrogenase (NAD+) activity; oxidoreductase activity, acting on the CH-OH group of donors, NAD or NADP as acceptor; NAD binding. Gene Ontology annotation, cellular component: cytosol.
CGCUCAUCGGUAUAAGACAACCCACUGACUCUUGAGUUUAUAGGCCUCGCUCCUCCUUCCUCCGUUCUCCUCCAUCUUUCUCCUGACUCAUCAGUAACCAUGGUACUUUCUCCAGCCCUCCUGCGCACGGCAAUGCGCUCCCUUAGGCCUCAGUCAACUGCAUUCAUGAGGCCCGCGGCUUCUGGUGUCCGACGGCUAACACAGACUUUCAAUCCGCAGGUCAAAGUUCUCGCAGUACUCUACGAUGGUGGCAUCCACGCCGAGCAGGUUCCCGCUCUUCUCGGAACAACUGAGAACGAGCUCGGUAUCCGCAAGUGGCUCGAGGACCAGGGCCACACCCUUGUCACUACCUCCGACAAGGACAGUGAGAACUCCGUCUUCGACCGCGAGCUCGUAGAUGCUGAGAUCAUCAUCACCACUCCCUUCCACCCCGGCUACCUCACCGCUGAGCGUCUCGCCAAGGCCAAGAACCUCAAGCUCGCCGUCACCGCCGGUAUCGGUUCCGACCACGUCGACCUCAAUGCCGCCAACAAGACCAACGGCGGUGUGACCGUUGCCGAGGUCACCGGCUCCAACGUUGUCUCCGUCGCCGAGCACGUCGUCAUGACCAUCCUGACCCUUGUCCGCAACUUCGUCCCCGCCCACGAGCAGAUCGUUGCCGGCGAGUGGAACGUCGCUGCCGUUGCCAAGGACUCCUACGAUCUGGAGAACAAAGUCGUCGGAACCGUGGCCGUCGGCCGCAUCGGCGAGCGUGUCCUCCGUCGUCUGAAGGCCUUCGACUGCAAGGAGCUCCUCUACUACGAUUACCAGCCUCUGUCGGCCGAGAAGGAGGCCGAGAUCGGCUGUCGCCGUGUCGACUCCCUCGAGGAGAUGCUCGGCCAGUGCGAUGUCGUCACCAUCAACUGCCCUCUCCACGAGAGCACCAAGGGUCUGUUCAACAAGGAGCUCAUCUCGAAGAUGAAGAAGGGAGCGUGGCUCAUCAAUACCGCUCGUGGAGCGAUCGUUGUCAAGGAGGACAUCGCCGAGGCACUCGCCUCCGGCCAGCUCCGCGGCUACGGAGGAGACGUCUGGAACCCCCAGCCCGCCCCCGCCGACCACAUUCUGCGCAAUGCCCGCAACAUCUACGGUGCCGGAAACGCCAUGACCCCCCACAUCUCGGGUACCUCCAUCGACGCGCAGAAGCGCUACGCCGACGGAACCAAGAAGAUCAUCGACUCGUACCUGAGCGGUCGCCACGACUACGACCCCCAGGACCUGAUCGUCUACAAGGGUGACUGGGCCACCAAGGCUUACGGUCAGAGGAAGUAGGUCCCGCAUGGUUUAGGGAGUUAUUUGUGAAUACCUGUUGCCUUUUUUCUUUCGGUUUUCUUUGUUUUGUUUUUUAUGUGUCAUGGAUUUUCUUUUUUGCGGGAUGGGGAGAAUAGGGUAUUUGCCACGUCUGCAAGGCUAUUGGUAACUAGCGACCGGGGUAUCUGAGGGCUUGGAGAAGUUUGAAUUGAUUGAACUUACUGUAUAUCAUGGCAUUGGCAGUCAACCAAAUUCAGUCUGUAGUGCAAGUAACCGGUUCAGGGUAGCGACCCCCUUCG